Messenger RNA from Cololabis saira (Pacific saury), 2329 nucleotides. RefSeq names its product VPS33A core subunit of CORVET and HOPS complexes (gene vps33a). Gene Ontology annotation, biological process: vesicle-mediated transport; intracellular protein transport. The record is from RefSeq and is a predicted model, not a curated record. Gene Ontology annotation, cellular component: CORVET complex; lysosome. NCBI's taxonomy places the organism in Eukaryota, Metazoa, Chordata, Actinopteri, Beloniformes, Belonidae. The transcript has 13 exons. The coding region runs from base 41 to 1843 and encodes 600 amino acids.
GCUGAAGUCACCUGAUUUGAUGUGUCGCUAGUACGGAAAGAUGGCUGCUCAUCUGUCGUAUGGCAGAGUCAAUUUAAAUAUAUUGAGAGAAGCAGCACGAAGAGAGCUUCGAGAGUUUUUGGACAAAUGCGCAGGAAGCAAGGCCAUAGUUUGGGAUGAAUAUCUGACAGGACCCUUUGGGCUGAUAGCUCAGUACUCUCUGUUGAAGGAACAUGAAGUGGAAAAGAUGUUUACCCUCAAGAGUGGCAGGGUCCCCUCUGCUGAUGUCAAAAACGUUAUCUUCUUUGUCCGUCCCAGACUGGAGCUUAUGGACAUCAUUGCUGAGAAUGUAUUCAAUGAGGAUAAACUUCAUUCAUCACGAGAAUUCCACAUUUUGUUUGUGCCUCGGCGGAGCAUGCUGUGUGAACAGCGGCUAAAAGAACAAGGUGUGCUGGGCUCUUUCAUCAACAUUGAUGAAUACAUCCUUGACCUGAUUCCUUUUGAUGGUGACCUGCUUUCCAUGGAGUAUGAGACUGCUUUCAGGGAGUGCUACCUGGAAAAUGACCAAACAAGCCUGUAUCACACAGCAAAAGGCCUCAUGACCUUACAAGCACUUUAUGGUACCAUUCCACAGAUAUACGGGAAAGGAGACUGUGCACGGCAUGUUGCCAACAUGAUGCUGCGGAUGAAGAGGGAGUUCGCCGGCACUCAGAAUCAGAUUCUGCCAGUGUUUGAUACUCUUCUCCUCCUGGACCGUAAUGUUGACAUGCUCACUCCUCUGGCCACACAGCUCACCUAUGAGGGUCUCAUUGACGAGAUCUAUGGAAUAACUAAUGGCUAUGUCAAACUACCUCCUGAGAAGUUUGCACAGAAGAAACAAGGUGAAGCGAGUAAAGAUUUGCCCACAGAGCCCAAAAAGUUGCAGCUAAACUCAGCAGAGGAAUUGUAUGCAGAGAUCCGGGACAAAAAUUUCAAUGCUGUUGGUGCAGCUCUCAGCAAAAAGGCCAAAAUCAUAUCUGCUGCCUUUGAGGAGCGCCACAAUGCUAAAACUGUGGGAGAAAUAAAACAGUUUGUGUCCCAGCUUCCACACAUGCAGGCAGCCCGAAGCUCACUGGCAAACCACACUUCUAUCGCUGAGCUGAUUAAAGACAUAACCACAUCUGAGGCCUUCUUUGAUAACCUAACAGUGGAGCAGGAGUUCAUGACGGGUGUCGACACAGACAAGGUGAAUACAUACAUAGAAGACGCCAUUGCCCAGAAGGAUCCACUGAUCAAGAUUCUACGUUUGGUGUGUAUGCAGUCAGUCUGCAACAGUGGCCUAAAGCAGAAAGUGUUGGACUACUACAAGAGAGAGAUACUCCAGACCUAUGGAUAUGAACACAUACUAACAUUGAACAACCUGGAGAAGGCGGGUCUUUUGAAGCUACAGUCAAGCUCAAGGAAUAACUACCCCACUAUUAGGAAAACCCUUAAACUGUGGAUGGAGGAUGCCAAUGAGCAGAAUCCCAACGACAUCUCGUAUGUGUACAGCGGCUACGCUCCACUCAGCAUCCGACUGACCCAGGUGUUGGCGAGGCCUGGGUGGCGUAGCAUCGAAGAGGUGUUGAAGAUGCUUCCAGGCCCUCACUUUGAGGAGAGACAACAACUUCCAUCUGGACUUCAUAAGAAACGCCAACAGGGAGAAAGCCGGACAACGCUAGUGUUCUUCCUCGGUGGAGUGACAUAUGCAGAAAUAGCCGCCCUCCGUUUCCUCUCUCAAAUGGAAGACAGCGGAAUGGAGUACAUUAUAGCAACUACAAAACUCAUCAAUGGCACAACUUGGAUCAAAUCUCUCAUGGACCGGCCUGAAGCACAGACGAACUGAAUCUCCUGCGUGUACAGCCAACCACAUCAAACAUCCAUCCAUCAGUAAACAUCUUCUGCUCUUUUUAGGUCCACAACAGGGUACUAACUGCAAGUGUGUCAUUGAUGUGUGUUGUGGAGUUUUCCUGUUAAAAGAAAAACAAUCUUUAUGUUUUUGACAAAGCCACAGUAUAUUAAUCUUCAUUCAUAUUCAACAUUCACAGCUUGUAGUAAUAUAUCUCUAUGGUUUUACGAUCUCUUGACAUUUGCUUACUAUAUGCAGUUUAUAGUGUAUUGUACUUUUGCUACAUGCCUACUACUGCUUUACAAUGGUGAUACUGUAUACAUGUCGGAUUCAUUAAAACCUUUGGGAUGUUUCUAAAGGUUUCAUCCACAUAAUAAAAUAUGUGCUUUCAUUUUGUAUUAUAGCAGCUUUUCCAUGCCUUUUUUUUUGUUAUUUUGUGACUUUUGCUGGUGUUGAAAAUGGGUAAAUAAAACUGAAAUCACU